AUGGAUGCAGUCUGCAAGUUCUAUCCAGCUCCACCCGAAGGAAGAGAUUUCCAGUGGAGAGACUGCAGGAAAGCAGUGGACACUUACCUAAGAGGAAUUAAGUUUUCCGAACGUAACCAGUAGUUUUAUUUGGCUCUGAGUGUUGUGUAUUUCGAUAGUUCUCGCCGUGUUUUGUUUUUUGGACCUAGAUUUCACGAAUAGGUUUGAUGUAAAUAGGAUUAACGACGCAUGAAAUAACAAAUAAUUUUCUCUUGUUUUGAGAUUGUUAAAAAGUUAGAUCACCGACAUUUGAGUAUCGCGAAAAACCAUGCAUGUAUUUUAAGUAAGGAGCAAGUAACAAUAAAUGUAUGUUCUCACACACACAAUACAGUCGGCUGAAAGCCGGGCGAAAAGCGGCAGAACGUAAACAAAAGCGUGACAAACUAUAAGUAUGUUUUUUUCGCUAGCAGUUCACGAAUAAAACUCGUGACUCGAAUUUCGAUCGAUAGGCUUUAAAUAAUGAAACCUUCUGCCUUGGCUUGGGCUACUGGAGAUUGUUUGACUUGAUUAACGCGGAUUGUUGAAAACCGCCUGAUGUUUCCCUUGACGAAAUCGUGAUUGAAAUUUUGGUUGCAGAAAGAAUCGACUCGCGUGGCUCAGACAUUCUGGCGAUGAGCGUUUUCGAUUCUCGACUCGAGAAGCAGAGAGCGCAUCAGUUCGACUGGGUUCUUUUGUUUAGAGUUGCUCUGUAGUUUUCGAAAGCUUGCCUUAUUAUUUUUUUUCAGAUAUCUGUCGCAGAAUACAUUUUGUUCAAAACCGGCGAAAAGCAACAGAACGUAAACCUUGACCGACAAGUAAAA
This is a messenger RNA of Pocillopora meandrina, 839 nucleotides long. The record is from the annotation of a GenBank genome assembly. NCBI's taxonomy places the organism in Eukaryota, Metazoa, Cnidaria, Anthozoa, Scleractinia, Pocilloporidae.